UGAAGGAGUAACUCAAGAGGUGUGGAGUGACUGCAUCGCUUAUUGGAGCACAGACAAACAAAAGGUACAUUUUUUAAAAUUUCAAAUUUUGGUAAUAUUUAAUUUAUAUAGUCAAUAAUAAAUAAUUAAUUGUUAGAAAAAUUAUUAAUUUCAGGCGAGAGCAGCGAAAAAUAAAGAAAGUCGGGGUAAGAUGAAAUUUCUAGGAGGCUGGGGCUCCAAGCCCAUUGUUUCACAUGUUGUCGAAGGGGCUAACCCCGACACAGGAGAACUGCCAACUGCGGUGGAAACUUUUCAAAAGUUUCACCAUAAAGGCAACGAUUGGCGCAACGAGUUCGCGCAACAAGCUUACGAGCAAAUGGUUGAAAUAGCGGCAACUCAACCAGCGCCCACUGAAGAUGAGCCCGAAGAGCCUGCUGUCGAUCCUACACAGUACCCCCGAGACUUACCUGUUAUGACGCAAGUACUCGGGGAACGAUCUCGGCAUCUUAGAGGCUUUGGCCAUCUCCCCAGACUGAAGGGAGUUGGGGCCAAAAGAGCACCUGCCACGCAUCCUUCAGCCCAACCGACUGUUACAAUGGAACAGUACGAGGCUUUACAGAAAAAAGUGGAGGAAGCGGAGCAGACAACUCAACAUACGAGGCAGCAGUAUGAGACACAACAACUCUACCUCAGACGAUUCCAAGAUCAGUUUGAGUAUCUUUCUCGAGCUGUGCCGGGUUUCAACUUGCCUCCCAUGGAUCUUCCACCAUUGCCCACUCCUGGUGCUGGAUCAUCGGCUGCUGCUGGUGCUGGAUCGUCAUCGCAGCCUCCCGAGACUCAGAGAAACAACGAUGACGACAUUACCCGCCUAUAGAACUGUACUUUUUUUAUUAUCCAGUUCGAACAUUUAACAUUUUGUUUAUAUACUGAUUUUAGUAGUAAUUAAUGUUGGUUUAUCUUUUAAUGUAAAUUAUGUUGGUUUAUUUUGUUAAUAUAAUAUUAUAAUUAUUUAAAAAAAUUUAAUUAAUUAUAUUUAAUUAAUUAAUAUUAUAAUUAAUUAAAUUUUUUUAAAAAUAAAAUUUAAUACUUUUGCCGGCGCAAUAGUGCGCCGGUAAAAAGUGGCAAAAACAAUUGGCGCCAACAGUCAGAUUGGC
This is a messenger RNA of Cannabis sativa, 1133 nucleotides long. RefSeq lists its product as uncharacterized. Bases 191 to 853 code for a protein of 220 amino acids. Lineage: Eukaryota; Viridiplantae; Streptophyta; Magnoliopsida; Rosales; Cannabaceae. The transcript is spliced from 3 exons. The record is from RefSeq and is a predicted model, not a curated record.